AUGUUGGGAAGUGGAAACUGGUGGGACAAUAGCAGAAAUCGAUCGUUUGACAGCGGUACAACACCCGCUUCGAUUUCGACGACCUUGAACACCUUAGCCAGCUUCGGAUCAUGGCCGCCGGAGGCGGCGCCGCCGCCGCCGCCGCCCGACGUCAACAAAUCGAUCGGCGACCAAUCCACCUCCGAUCGGAACUUGCAAAUGAUGGGUUUGGGCUGGAAUCAAACUCUAUUUAGAGGUGAAAAAGUGGAGACAAGUUUCCGGUCGUUGCUUCAAGACGAGUUUCACGAGCCGAAGCUAUAUUCCGGUCCAUCAUCAGAUGACUCGUCUGUGAACCGGUCGGGUUUUUCCCUGGACCAAACGGCGGCGUUUAGCUCUCAGGCAAGCUCCAACGACAGCACCAUAACAUCCGGCGCUGGUUUCCAGGUGGAUUUUCACGGCAUGAUGCUCUCGGAAAAUCAGCAGUCGCCGUAUAAUCAAAAUCGGCCGUCAGCGAAUUAUCAGUAUGGCUCCGAAUACAUGAAUAAAUACCCGCAGUUCAUGAGAACGCCGCCGCCUGUGGCUGACGGCAGCAGCCAUUUGCAUUUCACUAACAAUACCCCUUUCUGGAACGCUUCUGGGCCAGCCCAGGCAGAUGCUCGGUUGGGCUUUUUUCCGGCCCAUCAGAUUCCUACCCCACCUUCAUUUCAUCACCACAAAUCAAAGAAUACUGGCUCAGAAUUGCGGGAAAUAAGCGCGACACCAAAGAAGAACAGCCCAGAAACGUCAAAUAAAAGGGCGAGGGGGAAUGAAUCCACUCCUCCGCCAUUGCCAGCUUUUAAGGUGAGGAAAGAGAAGAUGGGAGACAGAAUAACAGCACUUCAACAAUUAGUCUCACCUUUCGGAAAGACAGAUACGGCGUCUGUGCUUUCGGAAGCCAUUGCUUACAUAAAAUUCUUACAUGAACAAGUCAGUGUCUUAAGUAACCCUUAUCUCAAGAAUGGAGCUCCCGCCCAGAAUCAUCACCAGAAUGCCGAUAAAUCCAAGGAAGCAGAAGGGGCUCGACAAGAUCUGCGAAGCCGAGGGCUGUGUUUGGUGCCGGUGUCGAGCACUUUCCCAAUGACUCAUGAAACAACUGUUGAUUUCUGGACUCCUACCUAUGGAGGAACAUUCAGAUAAUUAACCACAAGCCAAGGAUUUAAUUAAUUAAUUCACUACCUAUGGACUGUUAUGCAAAUUCUAAAUCAAAUGAAAAAAAAUAAAUAAUAUUAAAUAAAAGAGGUGAUUCUCAGUUUCUGGCGGGAAAAAUUAUCAUAAUUUACUGCUGGUAGAAGCUGAGAACCAUUUCAUU
This is a messenger RNA of Striga asiatica, 1327 nucleotides long. NCBI's taxonomy places the organism in Eukaryota, Viridiplantae, Streptophyta, Magnoliopsida, Lamiales, Orobanchaceae. The record is from the annotation of a GenBank genome assembly.